AUGUUUGGGCGUGAAGCCCAAUCUCCUGUGCUGUCACCUCGCCCACCCCUUGGCUUCACAAUCCGUCCUGCGCCUCCUUCGACUUGCCCGAUUGGAACUGACCCGAUGAUUUACCUUAUUGAUCAUCACUUAAGCGCCGUUCCCCGGCAUGAGUCAUUGGAAGAUAUGACGACCUGGGUGGACGCGACGCGAAGUAGAAGGGCGUUAGCUCUGCGACCAAGGCGUUCACUAGGUCAGGGCAGUAGGCUAUUUGCAAUGCCAACCGGCUGUAGUCCAAUAGAUUCUGUCUUUCGGCUCACCCUGCCCCCCAACCUACACGACACGUCAACGUUUGUUCAAUGCCGCCGCGCUUACGAGCUACACUUUUUCGCAAUGCUUUUGGUUGUCGCUCUCAUCUUCUUCUCCCUCGCUCCUCUUACACACCGUCCAAGUGAACCGGUUUUUCGAGGGGCGUCGAUUGAAGCUUUUUCCGAACCCAUCUGUCUAUACACCCCCGCCAGCCUAGGGCCUGGUGGGCUGAGCCACUGCGUGACCACUGACCGAGCUUUUCUCCUUCCGGCACUUCCUCCGGACUGUUCGAUAUAA
This is a messenger RNA of Protopolystoma xenopodis, 585 nucleotides long. The record is from the annotation of a GenBank genome assembly. Lineage: Eukaryota; Metazoa; Platyhelminthes; Monogenea; Polystomatidea; Polystomatidae.